This is a messenger RNA of Rasamsonia emersonii CBS 393.64, 810 nucleotides long. RefSeq lists its product as uncharacterized. The record is from RefSeq and is a predicted model, not a curated record. Gene Ontology annotation, biological process: cellular response to oxidative stress. The coding region runs from base 1 to 810 and encodes 269 amino acids. NCBI's taxonomy places the organism in Eukaryota, Fungi, Ascomycota, Eurotiomycetes, Eurotiales, Trichocomaceae. The transcript has 6 exons.
AUGGCCACCACUUCAACACCCUCAAACGCGGACGCAUUCCUCUCCGCCGUCGAGGCCAGGCGCUCGCUGUACAAACUGACAAACAAGAGCCCCAUCUCAGACGACCGGAUCCACGAGAUCGUCGCCACCGCGAUCAAGCACGUCCCGAGCACGUUCAACGUGCAGUCGGCGCGGGCGGUCAUCCUGCUGCGCGAACAGCACGAGAAGCUGUGGGACAUCGGCGAGCGGGUGCUCCGUGAGGAGAUGCCGCCGGCAGUGUAUGCGUCGUUGGCGCCGAAGGUCGCGGGGCUUCGGGCGGCGUAUGGAACGGUCCUAUGGUUCGAAGAUGAGGCUAGCCUCGAUGCGCUGAAGCAGAAGAAUCCUGCGAUUCAGUCCCUUGUUAGAGAGUGGUCGGACCACUCAAGCGGAAUGCAUCAGUUUGUCGUACGGAUCUCACACCUUGGGUGUACAGUAUGGACGGCCCUAGAACGCGAAGGCCUAGGCUGCAACCUCCAACACUACAACUUUAGCGAGACGUUCCGAAAGGACGUCCUUGAGACGUGGAACCUUCCUCAGACGUGGAAUCUGCGCGCGCAGCUCGUCUUUGGCCAACCGAGCGCCACCUCUGCGGAUGGCGGCUUACCGGAGCGGGAGAAGGAGAAGAGCUUUAAGCCGAUUGAGGGGGAGAGGUUGCUUCGAUAUGAUACACAUAGUCAGAUGAUAGGAUUAUGUCAAUGUGAAUUGAAUAUGUAUGUACUGUACAGAGAAAGGACUCAUGAGUUCAACAUGGGUAUGUUGCAUUAUCAAUUGAAGUACAGUGUAGAACGAUGA